AUGGGGUCGGGAGCCGGAGCUAAAGAUAGACUCCAGGGAGCUUUCUUCAUCACCCUCUUUAAAGAUUACCUGUCAGGUGUGGUGGCAACACAAGACGGCAUACUUGGAGCUAAGAUCCACUGCAACGGUUUCGAAACAUUCAAAAAGAAACGUUUUGUUAAGGAUUACUGUUGGACACAAGGUCUGUUCACUAACAGGUUUGCUUAUCACAAACCUCCAGAUCAGCUACCAGGACCGGGGGUCGUCCCUUGUAUCAGGACGGAGGAUGGGUAUAGCUGCUCGGAGGAGGAGAAGAAGAAUCAGCAGGUGUACCAUCUGUGGUACCAGUGGGUUCCCAUGUACUUCGCUCUGUCUGCUGCUGCAUUCUAUGUACCCCACAUUCUCGUCGGGAAACUGUCAACGUUUGUGGACGAGUUACAGAGCCCAGAGGAACUACUGGGUGAUAACGGAUCUGCUAUAAAACUGGGCAGCAUGAUGGCUAGAUGGGCUAAACUUAACUUAUACGGCAGGCAUGGGAAUAGUCUCUUUUCUCAGUAUAGAGUACCGAUGAUGGAGCUUAUCUCAAAAACAGCUUUUCUUGCUAUGUCUAUCUUUCACUUCUGGAUAACAGCUAAAAUGUUUCCGAUCGGAAACUACUACAAACUUGGGAUGCUGUGGCAUAUACCCAGUACUGAUAACUACACACACAUUGGGGACGUUCUCUUUCCCAAACUGGCGGGAUGCAGCAUUAAGAAAUACUCACUGACUGGUCUGAACGAGGAGUCAGGAAUGUGUACUUUAGCUCCUAAUGUAGUGUUCCAAUACCUGUUCCUUAUUACCUGGUGGUGUGUUGUUAUCGUAGCUGCGUUGAACGCAGUGAACCUCAUCAAAAGUGUGAUAGUAAUAACAGCCAAUGAGUGUGGGUAUAAGAUGUAUCGGUACAACCUUGAAGUAACCUAUGAUAGAACACACGGUGAUCAUGAUAUCAAUGAUGCGUUCCGUGGUCCAACAAAGGACGACACAAAACUAGUGUUUGCUUACUACGAUCUCAGCAGUCAGAUAGUGUUCCACAAGAUUUCAGACAAUGUUCAUCCGGCAAUCAUGGCAUUUGGUAUCAAGUUCAUAGCAGCACAAAUCAAGGAAUUGAUGAACAAAGAUGAAAAUUUAGCAAACUUUAUUAGAAAUGAGCUGAUAAAAAAUCGAAAUUCUCCGGUGUCAACACCGAUGGAAGAACAACCAGGGCCCUCAGUGGGGAUGCCACCCAAGGGAAAGAGAAAGGGUUAUAAAAGAGUAAAAGAUAAUGAUACCGAAGUUUAG
Bolinopsis microptera is the source of this 1296-nucleotide messenger RNA. RefSeq lists its product as uncharacterized. The transcript is spliced from 10 exons. Gene Ontology annotation, cellular component: plasma membrane; gap junction. The coding region runs from base 1 to 1296 and encodes 431 amino acids. Gene Ontology annotation, molecular function: gap junction channel activity. The record is from RefSeq and is a predicted model, not a curated record. NCBI's taxonomy places the organism in Eukaryota, Metazoa, Ctenophora, Tentaculata, Lobata, Bolinopsidae.